AUGACUAGCGAGGAAGGACAGGAAGGGAAGAUGAGAGCCGAAGGCAGCGAGAGACGAGGGGAGAUGGACGACUGGGUAGCGGCUCGAAGGAAAGAUGCCGAUCCUCACAGCAGCAAGGAGUACACGCGCUCGAUCCAGCUUAAGGAGAACCUCGUCAGCAUCACUGCCAAGAAGCCGCAGUACGGUGUUGUCCUCCUCAACAUUGUCGUCGCCAUUCUUCUUGACGAGUUCGUCUCGUCAGUGGAGGAGGAGAAGGCAGAAGUCCGACGACAAGCUGAGCUGAAGAUCAAAGCUCAGAUGGAUGAGGUCAAGAACCCCCUCGAGCCUCUUCUUGAGACCCUGAGACAUUUCAAGAGCGCACAAGACCUCCGCGACAAGAUUCUCUCGCUCUAUCAGGAGCUCAACGACGGGCUCUACAGGCUUCACUUCGACCCUCCCAUCUACCUCAGCGUCGACGACUUUGAAAACAUCACGGAGAACCGCUCGCUCUGCAACGCGCAGGGAGAGAUAGGGGAGGAGGACUUCUUGACUAUCAUCAACCAUCAGCUGAAGCAGCACAUCGAGCUCUGCCUCUCCGACAGCAUGGCAGAGGCGUCGCCGGUCUUGUCCAGCAUCAUGUCGUCCAUCAAACUGCUCAUGCUCUCUGUGGAUGAGAUCAAGACUGCGAAGCUUGAAGAGCUGAGACAGAACAGCUCGACUGGACAGCGAGGAGCUGCUGCGGUUAUGGAGGUGACGAGGAAACAAGAAGGCGAAGUGGAGAUGAAGGAGAACGAGACGGUGGCGGAGGAGAACGGGACGGAGAGCAAGGAGAACGGGGCGGAGGGGAAGGGAACAGAGCAGGGAGCUGAGGCGGAGGACCUCUCGAGCGCUAUGAAGAUUUUCGUGCAGAAGGUGAAGAUCCUCAAUGAGGUACAGGGGAAGUCAGUCGAGCUGAUUGAGUCGCUUCACCGCCACCUCGACUCCUUCCAGGACAAGCUCAUGGCCAGGUCCGUAGCCAUGCACACUUCAAAGGGGAAGCACGGGGCAGCCAGCGGGAGGUCCAAGGAACGCAGCAGCCAUCUUGAAAAGGGAGAGGAGCACAAUCACUCUGCGAGGACCAAAAGGUCUGUCUCCCCCCCCGACGCCUCCACCUUCCGCUCCCUCGAGCCGCAUCCAGGAGUUAGGAACCCCAUCGCAGGGCACGACAGGGUCAGCAGGUCAGCUGAACUGGCAGCCUCCACUCACAGACCGCAGCCCCGCGGGAGGAUGCGAGUGGAUCGCGAGGGGACUCCCCCGUCCAUCUUGUCUGUCCUUGCGGGCAGCAGGUCACCCUCACUGCGUGCCGACGUUGUGAACGCGUCCUCCCGCCACGGCUACAACGACGAGUUCAUCCGGAGCGCCAUCCAGGACCUUGGAAGAGCAUCUCCCCCGCAGGAGCGAGUUACUUCCCAGCAGAAAGAGCAGCUCAUCUUCGGGCAUCAGGAGAGCAGGGAGGGAUACUCGACCCUCGUGUCCCAGUCCUCUCGCUCCCCUGCCCUUCACCCUCGCCUACGGAUGCUCACGAAGGAACGGGAAGGUCUCAGGCCCCACGCUGAUCCGCUGCACAGCCCGAGAUGA
This is a messenger RNA of Guillardia theta CCMP2712, 1596 nucleotides long. RefSeq lists its product as hypothetical. Lineage: Eukaryota; Cryptophyceae; Pyrenomonadales; Geminigeraceae. Bases 1 to 1596 code for a protein of 531 amino acids. The record is from RefSeq and is a predicted model, not a curated record. The transcript is spliced from 6 exons.